Messenger RNA from Cucumis melo (muskmelon), 855 nucleotides. RefSeq names its product gluconokinase. Gene Ontology annotation, molecular function: gluconokinase activity. The transcript is spliced from 4 exons. Gene Ontology annotation, cellular component: cytoplasm. Bases 224 to 778 code for a protein of 184 amino acids. The record is from RefSeq and is a predicted model, not a curated record. NCBI's taxonomy places the organism in Eukaryota, Viridiplantae, Streptophyta, Magnoliopsida, Cucurbitales, Cucurbitaceae.
UAUAUACUUAAUUUUUAAAAAUCAAAAUCUAGAGAUAAAUUACCAAACAAAUUAAAUUGUUUUUAGUUAAUUCCAUUGAAUUGUUAAAAACAGAUUAUAAAAAAUAAGAAAAAAAGUGUUAUUAUGUGUUCAUGUAAAUUUCUAAAGUCUCAACUACCAAUCUCUCUCUCUCUCUCUCUCCAUUUUCCCCAAAAAUUUCAUCAAUUCUCCCGCACCUGCCCAUAUGAACUCGAACGCUAUGGUGAUCGUUCUGAUGGGCGUCUGCGGUUCUGGAAAAUCGACAAUUGGCGAGAUGCUUGGCAAAGCCUUGGAUUUCACUUUUCUUGAUGCUGAUCAUUUUCACCCAAUCUCUAACAAAGAGAAAAUGUCGAAAGGAAUCCCUCUAUCGGACGAAGAUCGAAUGCCAUGGCUCGAGAAGAUUCGAGAUACAUUGAGAGAGAAUAUAGCAAGUAAACGUAGUGUAGUUGUUGGUUGUUCAGCUCUACAAAAACACUAUAGAGAGAUUUUGAGAUCAAGUGAUCCAAAUUAUGAAAAAAUGGGAAUAACAAUGAAGUGUGUGGUGAAGUUUGUUCUAUUGGAUGCUCCAGCUGAAGUGAUUGCUUUAAGAUUAGAGAAAAGAGCCAAAGAAGGGAAUCAUUUCAUGCCUUCUGCUCUUUUGAAAUCCCAAUUGGAUUUGUUGCAAAUUGAUGAUAGUGAAGGUAUUGUAAAAGUUGAUGCUACUCAAACUCCACAAGCAAUUCUGAGUAAUAUUCUUAACCUAGUUUUAACCCAGCAUUAAAAUGUCAGACUAUCAUAAUUUCAAUUUUACACUUACAUUGACAAUAAUAUUAAUAAAAGUUAUGAUUUUAGAUUUGA